AUGAGUCCGAUCACUAUGGGUUACCAACUUGUGCUCUUCUUGGUCUCAAUUGCUCUCGCACUGCUGUCUAUUGAAGGGUCCGAUUGUGUUGUGCUCGUGCAUCUUCACCCGCGCCUCGACGCGCGAAAAUUAGAGCUUUCUCCGCACCUUUCGCGUUCUGAGAGACGCGAAACAGUGCACAAAACCUUUUCCAGUGUUGUGAUUGACGUCCAGCGUAGUGUCUCUAACUUCAUCAGAAGUCAAGAUGAAGCUAACAUUUCUAUCUCGAGUCUUUGGCUACAAAACACAUUGAUAGUCAACUAUCAAGAGGUUAACAAGGAGCUAAAAAACUUUUUCAAACAAGAUCUACCAGGGUUUCCAGGGGUGGUGGAAGUGGAGGAAGAUGCUCAGAUUUUAAAACUUACUGGAGCUCAACGAGAAAAAGACAUAAAGGGGAACGAGGAGAAUGAAGCUGAAACUAAUAUUAAGCUACUUCAUGCCCCUCAAUUAUGGAAGGAAGGAAUCAAAGGGAAGAACGUGGUAGUCGCAAGCAUUGACUCGGGUGUUCGUUACACGCAUGAAGUAUUAAAGCAGUCAUUUAGAGGAACGAAGAAAGAUGGCAAAGUGAGCUUUGAUUAUUCAUUUUGGUUUACGCCGGGUACAGAUAUGUCAAAGGAGACACCGGAUACAGCCGAUGAAGUUGGUCAUGGGACCCACACAAUGGGAACAGCAGUUGGUGGAAAAGGAGUUGGCGUAGCUCCUGAUGCAACAUGGAUCACUGCGAGAGCAUUUGAUGUUUGGGGUGCAGCUAAUAAAAGUGACUUUUUGAUGGCGGCUCAAUGGGUGCUAUGUCCAACUAAAAGUGAUGGCACUGGUACAAAUUGCUCUCUUGGUGCCGAUGUCGUUACAAAUUCGUUUGGUGUGGAUCGCUCGACACCAGAAUAUCCACAUUGGACAUGGCUGGGUAAUGUUAUUGAUACAUGGCGAGCGGCCGGCGUCUACCCAGUCUUUGCAAGUGGGAAUACAAAUGGUUUUUUGUGCGGAAGUGUGUAUUAUCCUGGGAGCCAUGAAGAUACGAUAGCUGUUGGUGCAUUAAUCGGGGGAAUCUCACUUUGGGGUGCGAGUGGAAAAGGUCCAAGCAUAGAGAACGAGUAUCGCGGAGAAAAUUUGUAUGAACUACCGAAAUCGUACAUCAUCAAGCCUGACUUUGUUGCUCCUGGCGUUGGCAUUCGGUCGGCUUCAAGCGUCAAGGACAGCGCCUACAUGCGACUUACUGGAACUUCGAUGGCCACACCACACGUUGCUGGUGCUAUCGCUCUACUUCUCAGUUUGAACUAUUCGUCCGAAGUGAACGCAGUGGAAAAAUCUCCGUCUUAUGAAAAAAUUCUACUAGGUCUUGCCAAAACGACUUCGCGCAAAUUACACAAACCUUUUUUGGUCCCUAGCAAUUGUGGUAACACUUCCUAUCAUGAAUACCCGAAUAACAUCUACGGCUGGGGAAUGCCGAAUGUUUGUGCAGCAGCAAAUAGCAUGGGAUUCUUGUGCGUUGAUCUCGCUUCCAUAAUAAACCUUGUCGAUGAAAACAAAGAACGCGUUGAGAGUAUAGCGAUUGAGUGA
Plasmopara halstedii is the source of this 1596-nucleotide messenger RNA. RefSeq names its product RxLR-like protein. The transcript is spliced from 2 exons. Gene Ontology annotation, molecular function: serine-type endopeptidase activity. Bases 1 to 1596 code for a protein of 531 amino acids. Gene Ontology annotation, biological process: proteolysis. Lineage: Eukaryota; Oomycota; Peronosporomycetes; Peronosporales; Peronosporaceae. The record is from RefSeq and is a predicted model, not a curated record.